Messenger RNA from Mauremys mutica (yellowpond turtle), 2880 nucleotides. RefSeq names its product ubiquitin specific peptidase 16 (gene USP16). The coding region runs from base 167 to 2647 and encodes 826 amino acids. Gene Ontology annotation, molecular function: cysteine-type deubiquitinase activity; zinc ion binding. Gene Ontology annotation, biological process: regulation of cell cycle; regulation of gene expression. The record is from RefSeq and is a predicted model, not a curated record. NCBI's taxonomy places the organism in Eukaryota, Metazoa, Chordata, Testudines, Geoemydidae. The transcript is spliced from 18 exons.
GAUAAAGAGCCGUUCCCUCUAGCACGGGGGUAAGUCACGCUCACAGCUCAGUCACGGGAAGAGGACGGGAGCCGUAAAACUAUGCUGAGCCGGAAACAUGUGUCGUAAAUCAACUCGAUUCACGACACUGGCCGGUUCUAUGUAAGGAAAACUACAAAGCACUAAUAUGGGAAAGAAGCGAGCAAAGGGAAAAAACAUACAGGCUGAUGAUGAGUCUCAGGAUAUUUUGGAACCUGUGUGCAAGCACAUUCGCAAGGGAUUGGAACAAGGCCAUGUGAAAAAGGCAUUGCUGAAUGUGGAGUGGAACAUUUGUCAGGACUGCAAGACAGACAAUCAGAGACAAGAUAAAUCUGAAGAGGAAGCAGAUGAAGGCCCUUCAAUAUGGUUAUGUCUAAAAUGUGGCCAUAGGGGCUGUGGCAGAAAUUCUCAAGAGCAGCAUGCUUUAAAGCAUUAUACAACACCAAGAUCAGAACCCCAUUGUUUGGUUCUCAGUUUGGACAACUGGAGUGUGUGGUGCUACUUGUGUGAUAAUGAAGUCCCAUAUAAUAGUUCAAAUCGAUUGGGCCAACUCGUGGAUUGUGUUAGAAAACAAGCUUGUGUUGAUACACCAAGUACAGUGUCAAAAGAUCAAGAAAACAAAGAAUUUGAAAAUAAAAAAGUAGAAAAAGAAAACCAAAAUGAGCAGGAGAAGGGAAAAAAGGAGGGCAUGAUCAAAGAAGACAAUUCUUCAAAUACCAAUGCAGCAGUGACUGUGAAAGGACUUAGUAACUUGGGGAAUACAUGUUUCUUUAAUGCUGUUAUGCAGAAUUUAUCACAGACACCAGUUCUGAGAGAGCUGUUGAAGGAGGUUAAAAUGCCUGGAACAACAGUUAACAUUGAGCCACCGGAAUUUUCAACAAAGGAACCUCUGGCGAUAAAACUUGAGCAGCCUGGGCCGCUUACAUUAGCUAUGUGCCAGUUCCUUUCAGAGAUGCAAGAGACAAAAAAGGGAACUGUCACUCCUAAAGAACUCUUUGCUCAGGUUUGUAAAAAAGCAAUACGGUUUAAAGGUUACCAGCAGCAAGACAGCCAGGAAUUGCUUCGUUAUUUACUGGAUGGGAUGAGGGCAGAAGAGAUCCAACGAGUAAGUGUUGGAAUAUUUAAAGCAUUGAAUGACUCUGACCAAAAAAAUGAAGAGCUAAAAAAGAAAAUUAAAGAGUAUGAAAAGAAAAAGGCAGUACCAACCUUUGUGGACAGAAUUUUUGGUGGAGAAUUAUCUAGUACAAUCAUGUGUGAGGAGUGCAGAACGGUGUCCUUGGUCCAUGAGUCUUUCCUUGAUUUGUCACUGCCUGUGUUAGAUGAUCAGAGUGUUAAGAAAAGUUCAAAUGAGAAAAAUGUUAAAAAGAUGAAGGAAAAAGAGGAUGAAGAUGAUGAAGAGGAUGAAGACAAUGACAGUUAUAUGAAGGAAAGGGGUGAUAAUCCUGGUGCAAGUAAGCACCUGCAGAAGAAAGCAAAGAAGCAGGCCAAGAAGCAAGCCAAGAACCAGCGUCGGCAGCAAAAAAUUCAAGGAAAGGUGCUUCAGAUAACCAGUGUAUGUUCUAUGGAACAAUCUGAAGAAAAUGUGAAGGAAGAUAAAGAAACAAAGGGAGAAAUAAACUCUGAAGUCGCUGACCUGAAAAAAAAGGAGGAAUCUUCCAGUCAGUGUGAAGAACUUUGCUUAAAUCAGGAAGAUUUAAAUGAUCAAGAGAAUAGUUCAGAUGUACAUAGUGCCCAUGAAAGUAUAAAAAGUCCAGAACAAGAAUAUGAAGAUAAUGAAACCAAUAUGGAUGUUGCUAUGAAAGGCUUAGUUUCUACUACUGAGUGUAUUAGUGGACUUGACAAUCUAUCUGUUAAAGAAGAUUAUCAUGGGGAAGAGGAGGAACUUGCUACUAACUUAGAAAAAAUACACUUAGAUGAUGUUACUGACUCUGAUAUGGAUAUCUUGGAUGACCUUCCUAUGGCUGAGUUAAAGACAUAUGAGGUGGUGAAUGAGGACCCAGAAACAGCAUUUUGUACUCUUUCAAACAGGGAAGACCUAAACAUAGAAGAAGGUUCAAUCCUUCAUUGUUUAUAUCAGUUCACUCGUAAUGAGAAACUCAGUGAGAUCAAUAAAUUGCUCUGUGAUGUAUGUACACAAAGACAUUAUGGACCAAAGACUAGUGGAAAAAGUGAGAAGAAGCAUGUUUACACUAAUGCCAAAAAGCAAAUGUUAAUUUCUCUUGCUCCUCCAAUUUUAACACUUCACUUAAAGAGAUUUCAACAGGCAGGAUUCAAUCUACGUAAAGUUAACAAACACAUAAAGUUUCCAGAAGUGAUAGACUUGGCUCCUUUCUGUGCAAUUAAAUGCAAGAACGUUGCUGAAGGGAAUAGAAGAGUAUUGUACUCUCUAUAUGGGGUGGUUGAACAUAGUGGCACAAUGAGGUCUGGACACUACACUGCCUAUGUCAAGAUGAGAACUCUGAGAAACCAUCUUUCUGAUCUUGUCCUCCGGGGAGAAAUUCCUCAAGCUUUAGAAACUGAAUCAGCGGGACAGUGGUUUCACAUCAGUGAUACCCAUGUGCAACCUGUAGCUGUAUCUAAAGUGCUGAACUCACAAGCUUAUCUCCUGUUCUACGAACGACUGCUGUAAUUAACCUGGGAUGUGUUCCUCACACAAUACUUUAUGGUUUUUAAACAUCUUAAAAUAAAGAAAUGUUAAAUCAGAGAAAAAUGACUUGUAAAUCAUGUUCAAUUAGACUUGAAACUGUCUACUGCAGAAAUCUCAUGCUUCCUAGAAAUACUGACAGAUGAAAUAUUAACUUAUACUUGUCCAAUAGUUCCAUUGCUUUUAAAUAAAAAGCUAUUUUGUCUUUUUCCAUAACA